This is a messenger RNA of Labeo rohita (rohu), 1187 nucleotides long. RefSeq lists its product as uncharacterized. Gene Ontology annotation, cellular component: external side of plasma membrane. The transcript is spliced from 4 exons. Gene Ontology annotation, biological process: negative regulation of T cell proliferation; cell surface receptor signaling pathway; cellular response to lipopolysaccharide. NCBI's taxonomy places the organism in Eukaryota, Metazoa, Chordata, Actinopteri, Cypriniformes, Cyprinidae. The record is from RefSeq and is a predicted model, not a curated record. Bases 438 to 1187 code for a protein of 249 amino acids.
AUAAUUUUGUUAUAAUACUUUGAUAUGUUUGUUAUUUGCAGUGAUUACUAUUUACUACUGUUAAUAGUGGGACAAGGUCUUUAACCCCCGGUUUAAUGCCCCCGGACCCACCUAGAAGGAUCCAGGUUCAACCACUUGUGUCUAACAAAAUCUUAUGUGAGCAUGAUGUGAGCUCCCACCCAACACCACUAGCCCCUGAUGUUUUGGCACCAGCCCCAGAUGUUUUAAAAUCCUAGAAACGCCCCUGCUCUGACUUUUAAAAUUUCCGCUCCUCACUCUGUUAAAAAUCACACCGCUCCCACUCCGCUCCGCUCACAUACUCUGGUUCGUGCUACAACAACAACCAUCCCAACAAGUGAAGUCAGCAUUUGGAACAGAGAGGCAGAACUUCUCAGGGUGUGGUAAGAAAGAGAAAUAUCUAUAACACUUCUCUUUUUAUGCCCAUAAAACGAGUGAACAGAGAGGAAGAGAAGACGGACAGAGACGUGCGGAGAGUCAUGGCUUCAGACGUGAUGUGUUUGUGUGUUUUUCUGCUCUGCUCUGGACUUCAGUUCACAACAGGCUGUGAAGUACAGUCAUCAAACAUCUUCUGUGCUGCAGGAGAGUCUGUGCUGUUGCCCUGCAGGGAUAUAAAGUCACCGCAUACAGACGUCCAGUGGUGGAUCUCAGAUCCUCAGACUCACACUCCUCAAUACUCAGUGUUUCCUGUGGACGCCAUUAAGGGUCAGCGAUAUAAAGACAGAGUUCAGAUUCACAAUCUCUCACUGUCCAUCACUCGACUGACUGUAGACGACACAGAAACAUACUGCUGUAAAAGCAAAGAAUCUGACAGAAUGAGCUGUAUUUAUCUAAGUAUUGAAGGUUGUUCUGUAUCAGAGAAUGAAAGAUCAGUGGAGAUCAGCAGAUAUUCAGGGGAAUCUGUGUUUCUGUCCUGUUUUGUUAAAUGUAGCAGCCGUCAUAAACCAGAUUCACAGUUCAGAUGGAAAUUACCAAACUACAGAGAAAUAAUCCAGACCACUGAACUGAACCGACUCUAUCAGAGCCGAUUUCACAUGUUUAAUAGAAGUUCAGGAAAUCUCUCUCUGCUGAUUUCUAAUCUGACUGAGGAAGAUGAAGGACUGUAUUCAUGCUGGAGUAAUGAGAUUCAACACAAGAACUUCAGUCUCAUCAUUAAAGAUGAACUUUGA